This is a messenger RNA of Cajanus cajan (pigeon pea), 1511 nucleotides long. Its product is annotated as Polyketide cyclase/dehydrase and lipid transport superfamily protein. The record is from RefSeq and is a predicted model, not a curated record. Gene Ontology annotation, molecular function: lipid binding. NCBI's taxonomy places the organism in Eukaryota, Viridiplantae, Streptophyta, Magnoliopsida, Fabales, Fabaceae.
AUGGAGGAUUCUUUCUUUGACGUCGUGGAGUUUCUGAAGAAACCCUCGAUAGUGGAGACAUUCGUCGACAUUCUGCUUUGCGCGGUUCCGAUUUGGCUGGCCGUCAUGAUCGGCUUGCUGAUCGGGUGGUCAUGGCGCCCGCGCUGGACGGGACUCCUCUUCCUCGGCCUCCGCAGCAAGUUCCGCUUCCUCUGGACGGCGCCGCCGGGCUUCGGCGCCCGCCGCCUCUGGCUCGCCUUCACCGCCCUCUCCGCCUUCUCCAUUUGCCGCACCUAUUGGUCCAAUUUCAAAGGCAAAGCCAAAGCUCAAGAUCCCUCGCCUUCGCAAUCCGAUGUUGCCGACUCCAACGCCGUCGCACGCGCUACACGGUCCGGUGAUAGGGCUGAGGAGAGGGAGCAGGACACAGUUGCACAGACCGAUUUGGAACAUUUUCUUCAUCUCCUUGAAGGGAAAGAUGGAGUGAUGGAUUGGCAGAGUUUUAUGGAGAGGUCAACACCGAACAUGCAAUACAAAGCUUGGCGUCAUGAUCCUGAGUCAGGUCCUACAGUUUACCGUAGUAGAACUGUCUUUGAAGAUGCAACUCCAGAGUUGGUGAGGGAUUUCUUCUGGGAUGAUGACUUUCGUCCUAAAUGGGAUGCUAUGCUUGCAUACUGCAAAGUAUUGGAGGAAUGCCCUCAUAAUGGGACAAUGAUUUCUCACUGGAUUAAAAAGUUCCCCUUUUUCUGUAGUGAUAGAGAAUAUAUUAUUGCUCGAAGAAUAUGGCAGGAUGGAAACACAUACUAUUGUGUGACGAAGGGAGUACCCUAUCCAAGUUUGCCAAAACGGGAUAAGCCCAGACGUGUGGAACUCUAUUUUUCUAGUUGGGUAAUCAAACCUGUGGAAUCUCGCAAAGGAGAUGGUCAGCUGUCUGCAUGCGAGGUUACCCUGUUACAUUAUGAAGACAUGGGGAUUCCCAAAGAUGUUGCCAAGUUGGGAGUCCGCCAUGGAAUGUGGGGAGCUGUCAAGAAAUUGCACUCUGGAAUGAGAGCUUACCAGAAUGCUAGGAAAACAGAUGGUUCUUUAUCAAGAUGUGCAUUGAUGGCAAGUAAAACAACUAAGAUCUCUUCUGACAGAGACAUGCAUUCCUCAGAGCCUGCGUCUUCUUGCAAGGAAGAUGGAGUGCAAGCCUUGAUUAAUACCGCACAAAAGGGUCAUGGCCUCGACUGGAAGUGGGUGGCUGUGGGUGGCACUGUUGCUCUGGUUUUGGGUCUUCAUACUGGUGCUGUAGGGAGAGCGUUGUUGUUGGGAGCAGGGCACAGAAUUGCGCGGAGAUGAGUUAUCUAGGAUCUGGUUAAUGUCAUGGGAAGGUCCACUUGUCACCAUUCAGAAUAUUCAUCAUAUAUAUACAUAUAUAUAUUUAGACCAUCAUUUAACGGUACCGAAUGCUAAUUUUGUGUUUGUUAUUAUUAUUAUUAUUAUGACGAUGAUGAUGAUGAUUUUUUGUAUUAGUUUCAGCCCGGUUAGAUUCAUCU